AUGAGCCUGCGCCUGCCUCUUCGGGAAUUCAACUUCGCUAUCAUCUUCACCGCCUACGCCCCACCGAUGACCUACUCUGAUGAAGCGAAGACAAAAUUAUACGAGGAUGGGUACGCCCUUCUGACGUCUGUGCCGAAGGAGGACAGGAUGGUUGUUCUUGGCGACUUGAACACACCUGUCAGGACAGACCGCGUUGACUGGUUUGAUGAAAACGGCGCAGCCAUCAGCAACCUGUUCGCCAAAAGGAAGAGGUUGCGCAGAGCCUACCUCGAUUGUCCAAUCGAUGCGAACAAGGCGACCUCCUACCAAUGUCGCCGCCUUGUGCAGAAACAACUGCGAGGAAAUGCAGGACACCUGGAUGGCUCACAAGGUCGGGAAAAUUCAGGGGUAUGGUGA
This is a messenger RNA of Spirometra erinaceieuropaei, 396 nucleotides long. Lineage: Eukaryota; Metazoa; Platyhelminthes; Cestoda; Diphyllobothriidea; Diphyllobothriidae. The record is from the annotation of a GenBank genome assembly.